Messenger RNA from Leptopilina boulardi, 3749 nucleotides. RefSeq lists its product as uncharacterized. Lineage: Eukaryota; Metazoa; Arthropoda; Insecta; Hymenoptera; Figitidae. The transcript has 6 exons. The record is from RefSeq and is a predicted model, not a curated record. The coding region runs from base 1514 to 3004 and encodes 496 amino acids.
CAUAGUUUUUUGUUCUAUGCUUUAAGAGUGAUGUUUGUUAUUGUUUGUAUUGUUUAUGUAAUUUAUUAAAAAUAGUGAAUUAUUAGAAAAGUGAGACAAUAGAAUGAUUUAUUGAAACAUUGAAAGUUUCAUGUAACGUUGGAGCAGACGAAAAUUUCACAAUAACGCACUUUUCUUGUAAUAAAAUAAAUAUGAAUAAAUAUUGAGGUUAUGUUAUUGUUUUUGUAUAUUAUUUAAUAAACAAUGGGCAUAUUAAGUUUGAAGAAGAAAGGUCCAAGACCGCAUUCAAGAAAAAACAUUUUUGUUAAGAAGCGUAGAGAAAAGAAGAGAAAGAAAGAAGAAGAAGAGAAAUUGAAAAAACAAAAUUCAUUUGUUAUAAAAAAUGAGGCAUUAGAUGAAGACUAUUCGAUAUUUAUGACAGCUAUUAAAUCUGAACAAUGUUUAAAUUUAAAUAGUGAUUCAUUAAUAUUCGAUUUUCCCGAAUUUACGUUUGUUGAUGUUAAACAAAAAUCGGAAGAAUAUAAAAAAAUUAAUGACAUUCAUAUUAAGGAGGAAAUUGAAAUUAAAACUGAAUUGUCUGACACUGACAAUUUUUACGAUGAAAUUAUUGAAGAGACUAUUGAAAUUCCUGUAAUAGUGGAUUCAAAAAAUUCUUCUUUCUUCGAAUAAUUAUUCAGAAUGAAAAUGUAUUGAGAUAUGAAGAAAUUGAUUAAUCAGAUGUCGAAGAAGCACGACGAAAAGAAAAAAUACCGCUGCACGGUAAUAUCGGAAGAUGUGAUGCUUCGAAUUGCAGAAAAGGGCUGAAGCGAGGGUCAGAGAUUUUCUGUAAUAAUUUUUAUUUUUAUAAAUUAUGUUAAAUUUGUACAGCGUUUUGUAAAAAAAAAUAAAUUAUAUUUUAUACUAGUAAUAUAUAAUUCUAUCAUUCCUUUAAUUAAUAAAUAUUAUAAUUAAUUAUCUAUUAAAAGUAGUUAAUUAAGAAAUAAAUUUACAAUUAAAAAUUAAUGUAAUUAAUUACCUGAUAACUUAUCAAAACUUGUUAAUUAAUAAUUACUAAUUAGUGGGCAUAUUACAGUAUUUUUAAAAAAAUAUUUUUUACAAAGCUUUGCAAAUCUUAUUUAGAGGUAGGAUUUGAAAAAAUAAUUUAAGAAAACAAAAAUUAUGUUUCGUUCUGCAUGAGAUGGAAUGACAGAAUUACAAAUUCAAUGUUCACAUGACAAUUUUUUUUAUCGUAGAAAACAACGGUUCUUGUAAUGUAGAAAGGUAUAAGUGUGUUAUAAACGAAUCAAAUACUCCUAUGUAAAUGUAAUAGUUUGAAUGACUAAAGCUUCAGUUGUCCCGAGUACUUUGAAGAGUGAAGAUGGUUAGAAAUUUGUUAAUAAUAAGAAAAUUAUCAAGAAGCAGUUUCUAACUGUAAAGACGUGGACAUAACUGUGUGAGCGAUCCAGAUAACGACAGGACAUCGAAUCCUGCGAGGAUUCGUUCCGCUAUCGUGAUAACCAGUCAGACUACAAUCAUGUCUUUCACAUUGCAUACAAUAUUGCACAUGAUUGUGCUAUCAAGGUUAACGAUGACCUUGACGUUGACGAUUGAAGCAAGAGGAUCCGGUGUUGGUAAAGCGUGGGAUGUUUCACCAUCGCUACAGCCUAAUUCUCAUCGACUUCCCUGGCCUCGUACGGAAACCUCUCCCUUGGAAAUUCGCACAAUCAGUGGAGUGGGACGAUUACCUCAACAAUUCAAGGACAAUUUUCCAAUUAAACAGGAAACAGAGGACACGGAUUUAAUGAAUCGACCGCUAAUGAAAGAUGACGAUGUUGAUGAAAUUAAUUUUGAAAGACAAGAACGGAAGCUUUCUCCCUAUCUUCGAAGAAUGGACAAUAUAAAACUCGAAGAACUUCUUUCCGAUGAGGAUAAAUUCGAAUACAGUGUAUUUACAGAAGCAGUGCCUCGUGUUCGUCGUGAUCUAGAACCAAAAAUGGAACAAAUAUCAGCGUCAAAAAGUGUUCGUGAAGCACGUCUUAAUUCACCAGAAUCAUGGUCAAAACAACCAAUUGCCAUUGAAUUUCGUCAUCGUACACCAUUACAUCAAGUAUUGCCUGAAAAUCAAGAGAUUCCUAUUUCAACAAGAAGAAGUCAUAUGCCACAAACCGAUUUUAUCACCAGUAAUCGAAGAUAUUUUGCCGAAAGUCGAGAAUCCCGUGAAAUGCCAGUUGCAAGAACCUAUGACGACUAUGAUGUACCAAUUUAUUCAAAUCAUGACAGAAACUAUGAUUCAUAUUCACAUGGCUAUUAUUAUCCAAAUCGUUAUAGAACCGAGAGAGACUAUCGAUAUCGUGGAGAAUCAAUGCCACCACCACAACAACCACCGUCACCAUACUACGAUCAAUAUCCAAUGAAUAAUUUUGAAUCCUACGAGAGAAAUAGAAUUCCCACAAAACAAAAAAGAAUUAUUUAUUAUGCAACAUUACCGGAAAUUGUGAGAAAACCCGAAAUUAACAACAAUUAUCCAAGACCCUAUGAUGGACCACCGAGAAUUCCACCGGGUUUAUCGGUUUCUCGAAAUUCAUUAGGUGGUCAAAAAUAUCAUCGAGAACAAAGUAUGCGACCUUUCUUUAGAUAUCCUUAUGAUAAUUAUGAUUUUGAUGGUUACAAGAGGCCAGCGUUUUAUGAUAGAAAUGAUCCAUAUCAUAAGGAUAGUGGACAUCGAAAUGAUCAUUAUAAUAAGGAAAAUGGACAUCGAACACCAUCUGAUCGAGAUUUAGUGCCAACACAUAAGGAAAAUUUAAGAAGAGAUGAUGAUUUGAAUAUUGGUCAAGAGAGAAAGACAAGGGACAAUCAGGAUCUACCAUGGCCCGUUCAAAUUGGAACUGAAGUUAAUGUUAAGGAACACGAGAGGAUACCGGGAAGAAAGAUUUUUGGACAGUCACAAAAUUUUGAUAGGUAUGAAAGUGCUCCACUGAAACAGGCUCCAAAUGAACCUGAUAAAAUUGUAGAACAUAGUUCUUAGAAUAAUUUUUGCCAAAUUAGGGGAACAUGGGACAGAAUAGGAAUAGUAACGUUCAAUGAAAUUUUUCCAAUUUAAAUUAGUACCAAAUUUGCCUAAAAUGAUAAAAUACACCCAUUCUGAUCUCCAAAAGAAUCUUUGUAAUGAAAUAAAUUUUGUUUAGUUACAGUUUAACAUUUUCUAACCUAUAAUAGCUCAGUUUGUUUGUAAAAGAAUACACUUCCGCAAGGUUAAAUUACUUUUUACAUUAAACUAAGAUUUACAAGGUUUACUUCGUUUUUAAAAUCAGCAAAACAUUUGAAUUAGGAUUCAAUCUGAACUGAAUGUGUGAAAUUUUUGUUGUGAGUUGUCAGAAUCAGCUGCUUUGAUCAAAAUUACACCACCUUAUUUUAUUAACACUGUAGACUGUAGCAAGAAGACUAGAACCAGGAGGGGAAACUCCGUUGUAAAGAUGCGGCGUGACAAACAAGCCACUAGAAGGCGUGGCUUAUCGUUCGUGCAUUGCUAUUCAGACGAAUUUCAGUGUUCUGCGCAUACUUUCUUGACACUGAUAUUUGAAAUGUAGCAGACGCUGUUUUUAAGUUUCUGUUUAUGCGGUUAUGGCAAAUGGUUUACCCAUAAAUUUUUUGAUGCGAUUAUAUUUAAUUAAUUAUAUGUAACUAGCAAAAUUAAACGCGCGCAAGCGCGCCAAAUUGAGUGUUUAAUUGUUUGUUAUAAAGAAAUUAAAGAUUAAUAUUAUCAAUAAUAA